Messenger RNA from Trypanosoma theileri, 2319 nucleotides. Its product is annotated as vacuolar proton translocating ATPase subunit A. The record is from RefSeq and is a predicted model, not a curated record. NCBI's taxonomy places the organism in Eukaryota, Euglenozoa, Kinetoplastea, Trypanosomatida, Trypanosomatidae. Gene Ontology annotation, molecular function: ATPase binding; proton-transporting ATPase activity, rotational mechanism. Gene Ontology annotation, cellular component: vacuolar proton-transporting V-type ATPase, V0 domain; vacuolar proton-transporting V-type ATPase complex. Gene Ontology annotation, biological process: proton transmembrane transport; vacuolar acidification. The transcript has a single exon. Bases 1 to 2319 code for a protein of 772 amino acids.
AUGCCGCGUGAGGCCGCCAGUGGCCUUUGGCGCUCAGAGGACAUGGUGAUGCUGCAGCUCACCAUGCAGCGGGAGGCGGCGCACGACUCUGUUCUCAAACUCGGGCAGCUUGCGGGAUUUCAAUUUCUUGAUUUAAAUAACGACGUGAGUGCCUUCCAGCGGGACUUUGUGCAGGAGGUGCGGCGCUGCGACGAUAUGGAGCGCAAGUUGCGUUAUUUGCAUGAAGAGAUUCAGCGGUCGGGCGUGACGGGCAUCCCGGACGAGGUGACGGAGCGGGAGACGAUGUUUUCACUGGAGCAUAAAGUGGAUGAACGCGAGAGUGAGGUGCGGGAGUUGAAUGAACAGUAUCAGUCUCUCAUUGAGGAACGUAAUCGCUCACGUGAGCAUUUGGAAGUGCUCAGUCGCGAGUUCGGCGGUGCCUCCGCAACGAGUCAGGGACUUAAUUUAUUAACAGGUGUUAUUCCAAAAGAUCGUGUGCCAACAUUGGAGCGCCUUGUCUAUCGCACCACCCGUGGAAACUCUGUGAUGCAGACAGAUGAUAUUAAGACACCAUUUUACAGCAUUACCACAAAUCAACCAGUUUAUAAGUGUGUUUUUGGAAUUUAUUUUCCAGCCCCUCGUUUACGAGAAACCUUAAGGAAGAUUAGCGAGGUGAAUGGGGCUACACUCUAUGAAUAUGCCGAUAAUGAGGAAAGACUUCAAGGCAUGCGAGAUUCACUUCACAACCAAGUGGAAACUGUCACCCAUACACUGCAGCAGUCUGCAUUACGUCAGAGACAAUUAUUAAUGGGACUUGCCGGAAGUGUACAUGAAUGGCGUCGUGCUGUAGCUGUUGAAAAAGCAGUUUAUUCUACUAUGAACAUGCUGCGUUUUAGUGGAGCAACAGCUGUCGCUAAAGGUUGGGCACCUGUUAGAGCGAUGGACGAUAUAAGAAUGGUAUUACAAGAGGCAGAACACCUUAGUGGUGCACAAGUACUAACAAUUGUGGAAGAAUUAACAACAAAGGAAAAACCGCCUACUUAUUUCCGAACAAACAAAAUAACAAGUUCUUUCCAAAGCAUUGUUGACAGUUACGGUAUGGCUCGAUAUAAAGAAGUGAAUCCUGGUGUUUUUACAAUUGUUACUUUCCCUUAUCUUUUUGGUAUUAUGUAUGGUGAUAUUGGACACGGUGUAAUACUUACCGUUUUUGCAGCCUUUUUAAUUUUUAUGGAGAAGAGUUGGGAAGGAAAACCACUUAACGAAAUAUUUGCAAUGAUUUUUGAAGGUCGAUAUUUACUUCUUUUUAUGGGUUUAUUUGCCGUUUACCUCGGUUUCCUUUACAAUGAUAUGUUUGGCUUCUCUGUAGAGGUAUUUACUUCUGGUUAUCGAUGGCCACAAUUGCCUCCUAAUGGACCAGAAGGAAUAGUACAUCCCUCUUCACCAACAGGUGUAACACCUGCAAAUAGUGUUAUAUUUGGUAUUGAUUCCGCCUGGGCAGAAACCGAAAACAAACUGGAAUUUUAUAACUCUAUUAAAAUGAAAUGUUCUGUUAUUAUUGGAGUUAUUCAAAUGAUGGCAGGAGUUGUAUUAUCCCUUAUGAAUCACCUUUACUUUGGUGAUAAAUUGCAGGUGUGGUUUCGCUUUGUACCUGAGAUUGUUUUCCUUUCCUGUACUUUUGGAUAUAUGUGUCUUCUUAUCAUUAUCAAGUGGUGUACUCCGUGGGAAAAUCGCACACAUGAUGCUCCUUCUCUAUUGGAGACCAUGACAAAUUUCUUUCUUCAACCCGGUACUGUAACAGUGCCCUUGUACACUGGUCAAGCGGUUAUUCAAGUUAUUUUACUCAUUAUUGCCUUUGCGAUGGUACCGCUCCUUUUGUGUGUAAUUCCUUACAUGGAGAAAAAACAUCAUGAUGAGAAAAUGGCUCGUAAGGCUUUAUUACAUGAUGAAGAAGCUGAAGAAGACGAAUUUGAUUUUAGUGAGAUUAUGAUUCAUCAGGUCAUUCACACUAUUGAAUACGUUUUGGGUUGUGUUUCCAAUACAGCAUCCUACCUGCGUCUUUGGGCACUUUCACUCGCUCACUCACAGUUGUCUGAAGUCUUCUGGAAUUUUGCAUUUCUCAUGACAGUAGGUUUAGACAGUGGAUCAGGUAUUUUUGUAUUUAUUGGCUUCUGUGUGUGGAUGUGUGCGACACUUGGAGUUUUAUUGGGUAUGGAGUCUCUUUCCGCUUUCUUGCAUGCCCUCCGUUUGCAUUGGGUGGAAUUUAAUAAUAAAUUCUAUGCUGCAGAUGGUCACGCGUUUACUCCUUUUGAUGUAGCGGAAGUACUUAGAAAACUUAAUUAA